AUGUUCAGCCGAUGGACCGGAUGUCGUGUCGUGGGAGUCGUCGGCCAGUCGGUCUGUUGCAUGAGUGCGUACCGAGAGCGACCGUACCGUACGGUACGUCCAAGAUGCGGUGCGACUCGUGUCUGUACGGCCGGACGUCUUGCUGACAUUGACCUCCUGAAUGUUCGUGUACGCACUGUACGGACGGACCACGCGGAGGCCUACGGCCCAGCCCAGACCCGGGCCUCUGAACGUUCUUUCGUUCGGGCCACUUCAGAAUCAAAAGCCGAAGCCGAAGCCGAAGCCGAAGCCGCUCCAUCCAGGUCUUCGUCGACGUUCAGUAGAUACGGGGCGAUUAGGCCCAAGAUUCUCGUACUUCUACUACCCUACUACGGACCACAACGCUCCCACCCACCAUCGUCUUGGGGAUUCGGGAUUGGGGAUAGACAGUCAAACAGACCGACAGACCGACCGACAUUCGCAGUUGGAAAUGCCCAACUCUGUCGACUGAUUCCAUUGGCACUUCCCCUUCGACGUCGACAACAAUCAAUCCAUCUCUCGCUGAAUCCUGGAGCUGCUGCUGGAUCGGUCAGGAAGGCAAGAGAUCGGGCGGAGGCAGGAAGAGCAGCGGCGCGGACGCCUGCAGCAAACCCACCGGGCAGGAUCCGGCCGCCCAUGCCGGCCGUCUUCUCGGGCCCGAAGAGUGGGCAGCUUCCCAUUGGGAUGGCAAUCUCCAAACCGACGGCGGCCCAUGCAACGCCAUGGCCGUUAGCAGGAGCGGUUGAUCCAGGCCAGAAUUACCAACCACCCGCCGGUCGAGGGCCUGCGCCGCAGCGGCCCCCGCGACCCAUCCAGGUUCCGGGAAUGUUUGAGACGUCCCAGCUGGAGGAUCCGUCGCCCACCUCGGACUAUGGGUCCGAGAGACAAAGCCAGGUAUCUAGAGAAUUGCCGCCAUACACGGUGGGGGGUAAACGGGAGGUAGAGGAUGCCGUCUCGCCAGAUGAUGUGUCUCCAGCCGGAACCACCUCCAGGCCAUCCACCAUCUCGUCCGUAGGCUCAAUACCGGACUUCCCAGUACCUGAGGUUCCCCCCGUUCCCCCCGUCCCCCCGGUUCCCCCGGCACCCCCUCGGAGAAUCGCCAAUCUCGGGCCACCGCCCAGUUCGAGGCGUGGCACAUCUCUGUAUUACUCGCACGCAUCCUUCGUCUCGCCGAUCCCCGAGGAGAGUCCUCGCUCCCAAACGACACAUCACUCGUACGCCUCGAGCGCCGCCAUCCCCAUGAGCUGGGGGUCAAGAUCUCCUCGAUCACCCGGCGAUGCGAGCAGCAUGUACUCAGACGAGGAUGCCUACGGCCCGCCGGGCUUCCAUCCAUCCCUUACGGCAGACGAAAUGCAAGAUGCUGCCGGACCCGGCGAUCAAGAUGGGCAGGGACUGAUCCGGAGCGCGAGUUUCGGACGCAGGGCGAAGCCAUCCAUGGUCACCAACAAAAGUUUGGAGAAGACAGAAUCUCAGGCACCGCCAGAUGAACCGCAGGAGCCACGACAAGUGACGCCGAUGGGGGAUGUGGCCACGUCCGGAGCCCCUCAGGGAUUUGGUAGGACGGGAGGGGAUCAGGGACCGGAGAGGCAGGAAUCCCAACGAGACCCGGCGUGGCCCAUGAUGGGGAACACCAAUUCCCCGCGGGCAGGUGGAACCGGAUUCGCUCCCAGGUCUGGCCGCUCGCCUGAAGCGCCUAGUCCGUCGUUCGCGCGGACUUAUACGGCGAAUGAACCAUCGCCGGCGUACACAUUCUCGGAUCCCAAGGCGCAUGCGAUGAUGGGAGCUUACAACAUGGCGAGUUCGCUCGGACCUCCUACGCCGGGAGGGACGAGGACCCCAAGUCCGGCGACGAAUAAUAAUUACGGCCCACUGUCGGCUAUGCGACGGCCCCCGAGAGUGGACAUGGAUGCGGCGAGAGAAGCAGAGGUGCGAGGCAGCUCGACCAGUCUGCCAGAACUGAUCAAGCGAGCAACCCGCUUGGCGGCAAUGAUGGACCGGGGUAAGAGACCAAGCAGUAAGAUGGUGCUGGACGACUUCCCGAGCGAGAGCGACUUCCAGGCCUUUGCGAGAGAGAAGGAGAUGAACAUGACUCCCACGGACUGGCGCCGAUCCGCUACCGCCAUGAACAUUGGGGCGGGCCGCGUCGAAGGCUCCACCAACCACUGCCAGCCCGACUGGUCCGGCCCCUCAGCCCACAAUCGCAGUCAAGAUUCGAACGCCCAGCAGCCGGGACGCCGGUGCUGCGGUCUCCCCAACUGGGCCUUUGUGCUCACCCUCCUCCUCCUCCUGGCCAUCCUCACUGCUGCCAUCAUCGUCCCCCUCAAAAUCCUCGUUCUCGACAAGGACGACAGCUCCACCUCUCGAUCCAUGUCCCCUGUAGAGCAAUGCGCAGCCAGCCCGCUCACGGCGUGCUCCAACGGCGGGACGUCAGUAAUAGACAAGGGGGCCUGUGCGUGUUUAUGCACGAACGGAUUCACAGGGUUGAGGUGUGCCUCGGCCAAUGCUACGGGCUGCUCCACCGUCUCCCUUCCCGGACCGACGGUCACUAAUGUCACGGUGGGAGAGGCCGUCCCCCGCGUCAUCGCAGGCUCCAUGACGAACUUCUCCGUGCCUCUGGACGAGACCACCAUCCUCGUGCGAUUCAACUCGGCGGAGCUGAGCUGCGCCACGGAAAACGCUCUGCUCACUUUCCAAGGCCGCUCGGAAAGGAUCGGCGACGCAGGCGAUUUUGUAACCCCCUCCAGAGGCCCCUCCUCCGCGGUAUUAUCCGUCCCCAGCUUGAUUGCAGCCCCAUUGGCGGCGCGCCGCCGCGACCUUGGCUCACCCAUGGCACCCGACCCCCUCGCAACGCCAAACCAAGACAUUCACGACAUCUCCAUGCGCGCGACGAUACCCCCCGCCUCCCCACCCCCCUCCUCUAUCGCCGCUCCACCGGCACCCUCUCCCUCCCCCGAGGUCGUUCUCUCGGGCGUCUACGAAAUCACGGAAGAAUCCCUCGACUUUGCGCGCGUCGCCGUCCUGUACGUGCUGCAGGAAGGCACGGUGGACGAUGCCAUCACGGCCCAGAUCGCGCUGAACGCCUUCUUCCGGCCCGCCAGCUACACGAACCUUGCGGCGCGGAACGUCAGCGUGGGCGGCGUCCGCGUCGUCAACCUGCUGGAAUACUCGGUCAACGUGGGCGCGGGCGAUGUGGGUUCGGGGGCGUCGGGCCGCGCGGCGCGGCCGUUGGGGAUCAAGGGGCGCAGUGUGGAUUUAUUUGCAGUGCCGUGA
This is a messenger RNA of Drepanopeziza brunnea f. sp. 'multigermtubi' MB_m1, 3288 nucleotides long. RefSeq lists its product as uncharacterized. The record is from RefSeq and is a predicted model, not a curated record. Lineage: Eukaryota; Fungi; Ascomycota; Leotiomycetes; Helotiales; Drepanopezizaceae.